AUGCCGUUUAAAAGGCCUGCACCUUACCCACAGUCUCGUUCUGGCUCUCACGCGCCAUCCGACGACUCGCCCGCACAAACAUCUUCCGCAAAACGUGCCCGAGCCUCACAUUCAGCCAAGGCGCUGUCGAACAUCAAAUUGUACAUUGUUGCUGCGAAGUUGGACCCUCCUGUGCUCUCAGACCUCAUCGUCCUGGCCGAGCAUCAUGCAGGAUCCCUAUGUAAGCACGCAGUCGAUGCGGACGUGAUUAUAACCGCGAUUGGUAUGCGGAGACGUUUAGAGAGGCAUAUUCCGUGGGAUCUAGCUAGGACUAAAGCUGUCGUCACUCCUAAUUGGCUCCGUGAUUCGAUUGAAUAUGGAGCUCCCCUUCCUUGUGGAGAAUAUGUCGCGAUCCAGGAUCUGCGCACCGAGACGGAGGCGCAUUGUCCUGAUUGCAAUAUUUCCCCAUGCGCCUGCUCCGAUUCAGAAAUUUCGUCCCUCGCAUUGUCUUCGCGCGGACUGAGUCCUCUCUCGAAUACAACAUCGCGCAUGCAGUCCCCUAGUCUACAUACCCCCCAGCCGCCACACGCACCACCAAUGCCUCCACAGUCGGCGUCGUCUUCCUCCUGUGCAGCAGCCAUCACCACUAUACACAGAUAUUUCCCACAUGAUAGUGGCACCAAACUGGUUUCUACUUUGACCGGCAGUCCGCUUUCCGAGGUCAAAGUCAGCACAAGGCAUAUUGAAAUCCCAGCCCAUCUCCUUCCGCCGUCACCACCGAUUCCGACCAACAUCGCAAAGCUCAACUACGCAUCCCGUUACGCAUGCCAACGUGCUUCUCCUCUGGAGUGCCCGAAUCCGGGACUAGUGAAGGAGCUCGACGUUCUCCGCCGCUCGAGGGCGCUUGAGGGCGAGGAGCGCAGCGCGCUCAGCUACGCAAGAGCCAUCUCAAUCGUCAAAGCAUAUCCGCGUAAGAUACGCUCACUGCAACAGGUUGAGAAACUACCAUUCAUAGGUGCGAAAAUCGGAGGCAUGGUAGAAGAGUAUGUCUUGAGUGGGAAAAUUACCGAAGCACAAUCCAUACUCGCUUCCGAGCGCUUUCAGGCCCUCUCCUUAUUUGCUACAAUAUAUGGAAUCGGCCCUACUACCGCACGCAAGCUCUACGCACUUGGUCUUCGCUCGCUCGACAAUCUGGAAGUAUACUAUGGUGUGGAACGCGAUCAGGGACCUUCUGAGGAGAUUAUCGAAGUCGAAAAGCAGACGACGAGCGAGCAGUCAUACAGGAAUGACAAGGACAAGGGAAGGCGUAGAGGCGUGGGAGGGUGGGGGGGAGAGAAGGGCGAAGGCGAUGAGGGGCUUGGAGAGAGCUGGGUCAGGAUUGCCUUGGAACUUAGAGAGGACCUAAGCAUCAAGAUCCCUCGUGCGGAGGUGGAAGAGAUGAAUCGGGUAGUCAUGGCAGAGCUCGAUGAGCUCGAACCAGGUUGCGUGAGCACGAUCGCAGGUGGAUAUAGGCGUGGCAAGCCAGAAAGUAACGACGUAGACAUUGUGUUCACACAUCCGGAUGGGACCCGCAUAAAGGGGUUGUGUAAGCGGUUGGUACGUCGUUUGCAUGAACGCAAAAUGGUAACACACGUUAUGCAUCUUUCCGGCUUUCACGGCCACAACCCACUGCGCACCAACCACUGGGAUUCGUUGGAAAAAUCGCUUACAGUCUUCAUUUUGCCUAGUACCUCGCACUCGAAAGGGCUCCGUCGUCGACUGGAUCUCAUAUUUGCACCGCCAGAGAUCUACUGGACAGCAGUGAUUGGAUGGAGCGGCUCUAUUAUGUUCGAGCGAGAUUUGAGACAAUGGGCGAAAGAUAAAGUUGCGAUGAAAUUCGACAGCUCUGGAAUAACGCGUCGAUACGACUCGAAACAGUUCUUUCCCAAAACUGAGAAGGAAGCAUUUAAUCUUUUAGGACUCGAAUGGAUAGAUCCUACCUUGCGAAACGCGGACGCAUAG
Molecule: messenger RNA, 1980 nt
Organism: Fibroporia radiculosa
Lineage: Eukaryota; Fungi; Basidiomycota; Agaricomycetes; Polyporales; Fibroporiaceae
Exons: 11
Coding region: 1-1980 (659 amino acids)
Biological process (GO): double-strand break repair via nonhomologous end joining
Cellular component (GO): nucleus
Molecular function (GO): DNA-directed DNA polymerase activity; DNA binding
Source: RefSeq, a predicted model, not a curated record